This is a messenger RNA of Cryptosporidium muris RN66, 909 nucleotides long. RefSeq lists its product as uncharacterized. The record is from RefSeq and is a predicted model, not a curated record. NCBI's taxonomy places the organism in Eukaryota, Apicomplexa, Conoidasida, Eucoccidiorida, Cryptosporidiidae. The transcript has a single exon. Bases 1 to 909 code for a protein of 302 amino acids.
AUGUGGAGCUUAAAAUUGUCAUCAACAUUACAAUCACUAAUUAUUUUCUUAUUAGUACAAAUAAACUAUGCAGAUAUUGAAGUUGAAAGUAUAUUAAGCUUACAGGCUGAUAUUAAUGCCCCAAUAUCAUCUGGUGGGGAUCUAUCUCCUGAUACAUCUUAUGAUGUAUAUAGGAGGGUUUGGGGUGUCUCUGAACAAGAAAUAUCUGUUAUGCGAAGUCAAUCUAUGGAUUUUUUUAAAAAUAUUACUGAUAUUGAUAUUCUUAAUCUUCCAUCUUGUUCCCCAGCUGGAGAUUUAUUAACAAAUAUGCCAACAUUUAAAGUUCCAACACUGUUUGGUGAUCUUUUGGGAACCUUUUCUACUCCUUUAUGUACAACACGUUCUCUUGAUGGUGUAAUAUAUAUUUAUGACCCAGCUCAACAAAGAAAUAUUGCUUCUUUCUUUCAUGUAAGGAAUCCAGAUAUUGUUGGUUAUAAAGUUGUUCAAUCUCUUAAUCCACCACAUGAUGCUAGGGAAGAUCCCCUUCCAAUGUUUGAUACAGCUUUUACCCUUAAUAUCUUGGAAAAUGGCUAUUUCCCUUGUUCAAAAUUUUCACAAGGUUGUGUAAAGGGUGAUCGUCUAUUGUAUGGAUGGUAUACUAUUUUCAAUUUGUACAAGAAUCGUGAAUGGGGUAUUAUCAGCUAUCAAAGUAGAGGCCCACAAAACAUACUUGGACAUUUGACACCAUUAGCAUUUGACUUAAAUUCAUCUCAAUGGGGUCAAGGAUUAGCUAAUGGUUAUGUGAGUAGAACAUAUCAAAGUAACGAUGAUGUACAACCAUGCUUCGAGAGUACUUGCCCAUACAGAUUACCAAAAUUAUUGGAUACAAUUGAAGUAUCAUUUAGGAACAUAUUGACAUUUACUAAGUGA